UGAUCCAAAGGAGAAUCCCACUAGUUUCUGCUCCGAAGAUCGGGAGUAGACGGACGCGGCUGGCCAGCGCGUAACGCACAUUAUCUUGGCAUUAAACGAUAAGAAAACGCACGCAUUCGCGUUUACCGCCCGGUUUGGAAUAAAUAUGGAUGUCAAAGCGCUGCGCUGGGUUUGCGAGUGACAGUUAAGAGUCAGAUUAUGGACUGAUUUCAGCUCUUUUAGUGAGGCAGCCGCCGCGAAAAAGUUUCCUCGCUGCAAGAGGGCCUCAUCACACCACCGCAACAGGUUUCUUCCAGACCAGAAACAAUAACCGGACUUGGAGUUGCGAAAUCGCCCUUCGGUUCAUCCAGCGCACAAACGCAGAACAAAGCGGUCCGAACGUAACCGAGACCAGAAAACUGUGUAGUGGGAACGGGAAACCAACAAAGGAAACCCGACCGAUUGGCAUCACCGUUGCGGGUUGGAGGAUCUCGUUUUGGGGAUUAUCAGAUUCGCCAGCUCUGUCUUCUCUGCCAAAGGAACAGGCUUCGUUUAAAUGCGCUACGAAGCUAAAAUGAUGCCGAUGUUCCUGACCGUGUACCUCAGUAAUAAUGACCAGCAUUUUACGGAGGUGCCCGUCACCCCGGAGACGCUGUGCCGGGACGUGCUGGAGCUGUGUAAGGAGCCCGGGGAGGUGGAGUGCUACCUGGCCGAGGUGUGGCGGGGCUCAGAGCGUGUGGUGGGCGAGGCUGAGCGGAUGCUGGACGUGCUGCAGCGGGGGGGGCAGCAGGCGGGGGAGGUGCGCUUCUUCCUGCGUCACGAGCGACCGCCCAGCCGCGAAUCAGCGGGGUCCAGAGGUCCUGAUCACAUGGCCAAGAGAAACGGGGUGAAGGGGUCUGCAGAGAAUGGGGUGGCCCCGCCCCGAAUGGACAUGACCCUGGCGGAGCUGCAGGAGAUGGCGUCACGGCAACAGCAGCAGAUCGACGCCCAGCAACAGCUGCUGGCCUCUAAGGAGCAGCGGCUGCGCUUCCUGAAGCAGCAGGACCAGCGUUCCUCGGAGCAGGAGCGGCUCCAGAGGUUGCGGGAGAACGCUGAGGGCCAGGAGGCCAAGCUGAGGAAGGUGCGGGCGCUCCGGGGCCAGGUGGAACACAAACGCCUCAGCAACGGCAAGCUCGUGGAAGAGAUCGAGCAGAUGAGCAGCCUGUUCCAGCAGAAGCAGAGGGAGCUGGUCCUCGCCGUGUCGAAGGUGGAGGAUCUGAGCCGACAGCUGGAGAUGCUGAAGAACGGCAAGAUGGACACCUUCCACGACAAGCAGAGCUCCGCGGCCGAGCUGGACCGGCUCUACAAGGAGCUGCAGGUGAGGAAUAAGCUGAACCAGGAGCAGAGCGCCAGGCUGCAGCAGCAGCGGGACAGCCUGAACAAGCGCAACCUGGAGGUGGCGGCCAUGGACCGGCGCGUGAGCGAGCUGCGCGACCGGCUGUGGAAGAAGAAGGCCGCGCUGCAGCAGAAGGAGAACCUGCCCAAUGGCUUCCCCGUUAAAGACAAGUCUUCAAAGAGCGCUCAACAGGUCCCGUCGGAUGGCCACGCCCCCCAGCAGGGCGGGGCCUCUCGAGUGGCGGCUGUGGGGCCCUAUCUGCAGUCCUCCUCGCUGCCCAGGGGCGGGGCCAGGCACGAGCUGCUGGUGAAGCCCCCCCCUCCCGACGCCACGGCAACGCUGCCCCACGAGGGAGCCUUCAAGGCCCGGGGAGCAGGGCAUGCUGGGAAACCGCUCUCAGGGGCGGGGCUCCAGACGGCCAAGGUGUCCAAGUUCUCUGAUUGGAGCAACUCGAGCGCGGAGUCCGGCAUCAGCCACGGCUCCUCCUCCACACUCCCUCGCAUGAGCAGCCAAUCACACGCAGCGCCCGACGACCCGAAGAAGCUCCGCCCCCUGUCCAUGCUGGACGCCUCGGAGCCCUCGACCAACUCCCUCCGCAAGAACCCGAGCAGCGAGGACCUGCUGAGAGACCCUCAGGGCUCUGGGAAGGCCCCGGUGAAGGUCCCCCCGCCGGUGCCCAGUAAACCCAAACCGCUGCCCCCUGGUGGCCUGGCGGGGCAGCACGGCUUCGGCAAGCCGGGCCUCAACACCGGAACCUUCCCCGGGAAGGCCCGGCCGGCCAAUCAGCACGCGGCGCCCCACCGAGGCCCCGCCCCCGGCCCCGCCCCCCACCACAGCCACACCCUGCCCCUGCCGCCCAAGCAAGAGGCCCCGCCCGCGGCCAAGGUGCGACCUUUCACCCCGGAGCUCCCGGCGCCCCGGGACCCGGCCCCCCCGGGCCUCCUGCACAAGCCGCAGACGCUGGCGGCCAGCUCCAUCUACAGCAUGUACACCCAGCAGCCCACGGCCGCCAAGAGCCUCCCGCCGGCCCUGCAGGGCACGCUCACCCGCUCCCAGCCCCGCCUUUACGGGAAGCCCGUGAUCCCCGGUGGCCCCCCGCAGCCCCCCCACCCUGACCACCCGUACGCGGACCGGGCCGAGGUGGAGGUGGACCACGGGGGGGCGCAGGAGGCAGAGCGGGUCCCGCGGCCACUCAGCCCCACCAAGCUCCUCCCCUUCCUGUCCGGGCCGUUCCGUCACCAGGGCGACGGCGAGCUGGAGGCGCUGCGCAGGAAGCUGUACCACGCGCCGCGGCCCCUGAAGAAGCGCAGCUCCAUCACGGAGCCCGAGGGCCCGGCGGGGCCCAACAUCCAGAAGCUCCUGUACCAGAAGACCACGCUGGCCGCCAUGGAGACCGUCACCGUCACCGCCCCCUUCUACCAGCCGGAGGGCGGAGCCUCCACAGAGCCCGCCCCCGAGCCCGGCCCCGCCCCCUGUCCGGGCCCGGGCCCCGAUUCGCCCGCGGGGCCCCCGGAUCCGCCCCCGGCCUCUUUCGAGGCUGACGAUGACAUCACCGCCCUGGCCCCGCCCCUUGCACCUCGCCCCGCCCCUAUCCCCGAGGACCCGCCCACCGUCGCCCCGCCCCCGGCGGAGAGAGAGGAGGAGGAGGGGCGGUGGGAGGAGCCGCAGGAGGAGGAGGCGGAGUCAGGGAUCCCUGGCCCCGCCCAGGAGGGCUUUGUGGAGGAGUACCCCCCCUACCCGCCCCCCCCGUACCCCACCGGGGCGGAGGGCCUGGGGGACAGCCUCAGCAUGCAGCCCCCCGAGGUCACGGGACACGUGCCCCUCCCGCCGGGUAAGAGGACGAACCUGCGGAAGCUGGGCUCGGAGCGCAUCGCUCACGCCAUGCGCGUGCGCUUCAACCCCCUGGCCCUGCUGCUCGACUCCUCUCUGGAGGGAGAGUACGACCUGGUGCAGAGGAUCAUCUACGAGGUGGAGGAUCCCAGCCUUCCCAACGACGAGGGCAUCACCGCCCUGCACAACGCCGUGUGCGCCGGGCACACCGAGAUCGUCAAGUUCCUGGUGCAGUUCGGCGUCAACGUCAACGCCGCCGACAGCGACGGCUGGACCCCCCUGCACUGCGCGGCCUCCUGUAAUAACGUGCAGGUGUGUAAGUUCCUGGUGGAGUCGGGGGCGGCGGUGUUCGCCACCACCUACAGCGACAUGCAGACCGCCGCGGACAAGUGUGAGGAGAUGGAGGAGGGCUACGCCCAGUGCUCCCAGUUCCUGUACGGCGUGCAGGAGAAGAUGGGCAUCAUGAACAGGGGCGUGGUGUACGCGCUGUGGGACUACGCGCAGGAGAGCCAGGACGAGCUGGUGUUCUCGGAGGGCGACUGCAUGACGGUGGUGAGGAGGGAGGAUGAGGAGGAGGUGGAGUGGUGGUGGGCGCGGCGGGGCGAGGAUGAAGGCUACAUCCCCCGAAACCUCCUGGGGCUGUAUCCCAGGAUCAAGCAGAGGCAGAGGAGUCUGGCCUAAACCCUGAGAAUCAGGUCUCUUGGUUUUGGCCAUUUUGUACGCGAAGAUUUCAUUCCACUGUCAGCUUUUUUUCUCUCUUUUUUUUCUUUUCUUACAUUCGGCAUUUGAAGGAGAAGGACUGAAGUUUUCAGGACUCUGAGAAUCACAUGAAGGAGCGACGCGUUCGCCUGUUUGUCACAUUUCAGCGUGUUGCUAUGGCGCCUCAGUGGCGUUUUCUGACGUACAUUCAGUCGACGUCGCGAGAUUUCACACAGAUUUACGACCAGUUCAAAGUAACGUUGUCUGUCCCUUUCAUAAAGGCAGGUGCCAUCGAUCUCGUGGCUUUUUUUUUUGUACAUAUUUACAAUCCCUUUUACUAAAGUUUUUACUUGGAGAAAACAUACAGAACAGUAUUUUCACAUAGAAUGUUUUUCAGAGUUGUUUAUUCGCACAUAUUUGCGUUAGAGCAGACAUAGCGGUGUUUUAUACUGUUCAGUGGGCAGUGGGGCUUUCGAGCACACAGAAGAAGCUACAUGAAUGGUUAAUAAUUUCGUCUUUCUAUAGCGUCCCAAAUAACUUGCACAUUGUGGAUACCGAGCGUAUAUGUGGACAAUCAACGUGGUUUUCCCUUUCGAGUGUGUGUGUUAUUCCACUGAGUGGGUGCUUGUGUGUGUGUGCGCGCGUAAGCUUGCCACGUGUCUAAUGGAGUAAAAACGUAUACUCCCCAAAACUACAUUAUGAUUGCAAAGGCAUUAACACGACACAAGGCAUUACAACCCCCCACUGUUACAAAGCCCGUAGAGCUUAUAUCCUCAUCCAUUUUGUACGUGUACACAGGGAGAAUAUUACCGGCUAAUGAGCCACUUCGGCCAGCACAAAUGGGCCAGUCGACCGCAGUUUUAUUUUAGUAUUUCCAAAAGUGGUCCAUUUCAAUGGUAUGGUUGUUUCAUGCUUGGCUACAUUUCUCUGGAAUCACGUGAGAUAUUUCAAAUGUGCGGAGAGACCAUCAACCUCAAGAAGCACUGUGCUCCGUAGUCACUGUAAGAGUGCGAUACGAUACCUGUCUGCAAAGAUGAUACGUAGCGCAGUGCUACUCAACUCCACAUUUUGCGGGCCGCAGUGUCUGCAGGCGUUUGCUUCAACUGUGCGCUACACCGCCUGAUUUCACCAAUUAGCUUACUAUCUGAACCAAGCAGGUAAAAUAGCAGCUGGUGUAGCGCACGGUAGGAGCAAAUACAAUUACCUGCAAACACUACGGCCCACAUGACGUUGCGCUGAUCUAGCAGAACUUCUGUACCGGUGAUUUCAGCGCGAGCUGUGAUCUAACGCAGCAACUGACCUGGGUGUGUGUGUUAAGUUCAUAACCUCAGGCUCUAUGAUAUAUCGGCUUUCUCUUCACUGAAGCUGCAUCACACCACUUCUGAGUAUCCUUCCGCGCCCUGUGAGCGGUCACUGGCGGGCAGGCCAGUGAAGAGCGAGUCCAGAGGACUUUUCUAAGAUGAAGUCGGAUUUGGGGCAUUAAAGAAUGUGCACCUGUCACCUUUUUCACAAAACGUAUUUGUAAUUUACUAUUUUCGUCAGUCUUUUUUUGUUUAAUUGAUAAUAAAAAAGUAUAAUGUCACUUGUAGAAUUUCAAGAAUUUGCAAUAAAAUAUUUAAUAAAG
This is a messenger RNA of Conger conger (European conger), 5507 nucleotides long. Its product is annotated as apoptosis-stimulating of p53 protein 2-like. Lineage: Eukaryota; Metazoa; Chordata; Actinopteri; Anguilliformes; Congridae. The transcript has 19 exons. Gene Ontology annotation, molecular function: p53 binding. The coding region runs from base 536 to 3865 and encodes 1109 amino acids. Gene Ontology annotation, cellular component: nucleus. The record is from RefSeq and is a predicted model, not a curated record. Gene Ontology annotation, biological process: signal transduction; regulation of apoptotic process.